UUCGCCAAUAGCAAUUUGAUCCCCAUAAAAUAAUACUAGCAUUUUAAUAUUUCCACGUUUUUUUGAUGUCACAAAAUAUAGGUUAAAACGAUUCCCAACUAUAACAUCGUCACUGCGUGCAGUGCGUGAGGGAAAAGAGAAGAGAGAGAAAGCUCGAGCAGGGAGAUUUUUCUCACGCCCACCUGAAUUUGGUUGUUGUUUUACCUCGCAAACAUUCGCUUCACACAACGCCCAGAUCUCUCUCUCUCUCUCUCAAUAAACCCCGCUUUUUUUUGUUUUCGUAUUUUCGUAAUUAUUUUUUCGAUUGCCUUGCAAAUUGCAAUCAAGAUUAAAGAAAUUUAGCUUAAUUCAAUUUGAGCGAGUUUGUGACGGAUGGUGUGUGAAAGAAUAUAGGUAAAUGGGCUCCAACGAGAUAUUAAAUUCCGACAGUAAUUCUGGUGAUAGAGCGAUGUCGAUCUCAGGACUUCGUGAAAAGCACCAACAAGAUUUAGAAAAUUUGACUCUGACCUCACAGCCCUUCAAGACAUUAAAGCUCUUUAUUCUAGCUGUUAGACAGUAUAUAAGAAAAUCCGUAGCAUAUAUGUUAUCACAUGGCGGUUGGUUAAUCCUGUUGAGUGCUAUUGUCGCUGCCAUCGGCAUACUACUCGUGAUUGUUGAGGGUCCUCAUGGGAAGCAUGUUGAGGAAAUUCAGCAUUAUAUGGAGUUUGUACUGUGGUGGGUGGCUCUUGGAGUCGCAUCUUCCAUUGGACUUGGAUCUGGAUUACACACUUUUGUUCUCUAUUUGGGACCUCAUAUUGCAUUCUUCACUAUAAAAGCAAUAAAAUGUGGCCGAGUAGACAUCAAAAGUGCUUCAUAUGAUACAAUUCAAUUAAAAAGAGGCCCUUCAUGGCUUGGAAAGAAUUGUGACGACUUUGGGCCCCCAUUGUUUCCAUCAUCGGAUGGUGUACGUAUUCCACUCAGUAGCAUAUUGCCCCAUGUCCAGUUGGAGGCCAUUCUGUGGGGUCUCGGGACUGCACUUGGUGAACUCCCCCCAUACUUCAUUUCAAGGGCAGCUCGCUUGUCAGGUGACACAGUGGAUGCCAUGGAAGAAUUGGAUGCUUCCUCGGCAGAAGAUGAGGGUUUUUUAUCAACUCGUCUGAAUCAAAUAAAACGCUGGUUCCUGUCACAGGCUCAAUAUCUGAACUUCUUCACAAUCCUCAUUCUUGCUUCGGUGCCGAAUCCUUUAUUUGAUCUUGCGGGAAUAAUGUGUGGACAGUUCGGAAUUCCUUUCUGGGAAUUUUUCUUGGCAACGGUGAUAGGCAAAGCAAUUAUCAAGACUCACAUUCAGACAGUGUUUAUCAUAUCUGUAUGCAACAACCAACUGCUUCAUUGGAUGGAAAAUGAACUGCUAUGGCUGUCUAGCUUCGCACCCGGUUUCAGCUCUGUUAUGCCUAAGCUUAUCGCCAAUCUUCACUCAGUGAAAGACAAGUACUUGUCCACCAAACCUCAGCCUCCUGAAACUAUCAAGCCGGCAAAAUGGGAUUUCUCGCUCACGUCUAUUUGGAACACCGUGGUGUGGAUAAUGCUAAUGAACUUUUUCGUGAAGAUUGUGAAUUCAACUGCGCAGAGGUAUCUAAAGAAAGAGCAAGAUCAUGAGAUUGCUGCAUUGAAGAACAAGUCGUCCGAGCCUUCUGAUAACUGAUUAUUCAUAUUUUCCGUGAUUUUUUGUGCUAUUUUUAUUUUUUUUCGUGGUUCUCUCGCGACUCCAAUAAUUAGGUUUAUAGGUUAGGAUUUUUGGGUGAUAUUUAUACACAGAGUCACCAUUGAAGCCCCCCUGAUUAAAGCAUGUUGCAGAAUGCAGAGCCCUCUGAAGAAAUUGUACAGAAAUUGCAGGAUUUUUAGUAUGAGGGAAUUCUAUUAGAAGCCAUUUUUUUGGCUGUUUUAACAUUAAAUUUUAGGGGCUUAGUUAGACCUAUUCUUUUUGGGUAAUGCAAAAUAGUAUUUUUGCUUCUACUUCUUCUGGUGUUUUGCUGUUUACUUGAAUUUAUGUAAAGAAACUUCUUUUUUUUAAAAAAAAAAAAGAAAAAUAUCAUCAUUUAGCUAAGAUGAAAAA
Molecule: messenger RNA, 2092 nt
Organism: Salvia miltiorrhiza (redroot sage)
Lineage: Eukaryota; Viridiplantae; Streptophyta; Magnoliopsida; Lamiales; Lamiaceae
Product: vacuole membrane protein KMS1-like
Exons: 8
Coding region: 398-1681 (427 amino acids)
Source: RefSeq, a predicted model, not a curated record